AUGGAAAAUGGAAACCACACAUCAGAUUUUAUUCUUCUAGGACUCUUUAACCAAACAGGAGCCCACCUCUUCCUGUUUGUGAUGAUGCUGACAAUUGUCUUCAAUUCCCUGCUAGGAAAUGCCCUCAUGAUCUUCCUGAUUCACCAGGACCGCCGGCUUCACACUCCCAUGUACUUUCUUCUGAGCCAACUCUCCCUCAUGGACAUGAUGCUGGUUUGCACAAUUGUACCAAAAAUGGCUGCUGACUACUUGACUGGAAAUAAGUUCAUCUCCCUUGUUGGCUGUGGGUUACAGAUCUUCCUCUUCCUCACACUGGGUGGUGGAGAGUGCUUACUCCUGGCAGCCAUGUCCUAUGACCGCUAUGUGGCUGUAUGUCACCCUCUGCGAUAUCCCAUCCUCAUGAGCUGGCAAUUAUGCCUGAGAAUGAUUUUGGGAUGUUGGUUUCUGGGAGCAGCUGAUGGGCUUAUGCAGGCUGCUGCUACCCUGAGCUUCCCAUUUUGCAAAUCACGUGAGAUUGAUCAUUUCUUCUGUGAGGCACCCACACUGUUGCGCUUGGCUUGUGCUGACACAUCUGUCUUUGGGUAUGCCAUGUACAUCUGCUGUGUGUUAAUGCUUCUGGUCCCAAUUUCCUUGAUUCUGACCUCCUAUACUCUCAUCCUAGCUGCUGUUCUCCACAUGCGAUCUACAGAAGCCCGCAAGAAGGCUUUUGUCACCUGCUCAUCACAUUUGGCUGUGGUGGGACUCUUUUACGGAGCUGCCAUUUUUAUUUACAUGAGACCCAAAUCCUACAGGUCAGCUAACCAUGAUAAGAUUGUGUCUGCUUUUUAUACUAUCAUCACCCCUGCUUUGAACCCCCUCAUCUACAGUCUGAGGAACAAUGAGGUCAAGGAUGCCUUAUGGAAGUGUAUGCCUCAGUGUAGUACCUUAACUCAUGAGUAA
Messenger RNA from Choloepus didactylus (southern two-toed sloth), 939 nucleotides. RefSeq names its product olfactory receptor 2T8-like. The transcript has a single exon. Gene Ontology annotation, cellular component: membrane. Gene Ontology annotation, biological process: G protein-coupled receptor signaling pathway. Gene Ontology annotation, molecular function: olfactory receptor activity; G protein-coupled receptor activity. Bases 1 to 939 code for a protein of 312 amino acids. The record is from RefSeq and is a predicted model, not a curated record. NCBI's taxonomy places the organism in Eukaryota, Metazoa, Chordata, Mammalia, Pilosa, Megalonychidae.